Messenger RNA from Linum tenue, 1651 nucleotides. NCBI's taxonomy places the organism in Eukaryota, Viridiplantae, Streptophyta, Magnoliopsida, Malpighiales, Linaceae. The record is from the annotation of a GenBank genome assembly.
GCUAUACCUCGACGGCUAGAACAGGAGGGAAGUGGUUUCUCUCUCGAUCGGCAGGACGCAGGCGGCGCGAGGCAAACUUCCUGAAGCAACAUGGCGAGAGGACUGAAGAAGCACCUGAAAAGGCUCAAUGCGCCGAAGCAUUGGAUGUUGGACAAGCUCGGCGGGGCAUUCGCACCCAAGCCGUCCUCUGGCCCGCACAAGUCUAGGGAAUGCCUUCCUUUGGUGCUUAUUCUCAGGAACAGGCUGAAGUAUGCUCUAACUUAUAGCGAAGUCCAGGCCAUAUUGAUGCAGCGACAUGUUAUGGUUGACAACAAGGUCCGGACUGAUAAGACCUUCCCUGCUGGUUUUAUGGGUAAGCCGAAACUUCUCCUUACCUUGUUUCAUAAUCUCUGUUUCCGUUCGAAUUCAGUGGGUUGGUGGCAUCAGUGCUAGAUUUGUAUGUAUCCAUAGUUGCAAUUUCUUGUACAAGAACAAAGAAAUGGUAUCUGAGAAUGUUAAUUGUUGGACUUAGAGAUAUCUAUUAGAUUGCAGAUAGUUAAAGUCUUGGGUUUUUCAUGAUGUUUAAUUAGCUUGUAUGUAUACCACACCUUCAUGCCAUUGAUGCCCUUCUUUUAUGGCCUUGUCGCUCACGGUAGCCAUCUAUGGUUUUUCAAAACUGUCAUUUACUGUAUUUUACCAGUUGGGAUCUCUUUGUUUGCAUGUUUGGCAUCUUCAGUUGGACUUGCACUUAUAUUAUGGUAUUUUGAUUUUACAUUGGUUACUCUGUUCUGUUGACUUAGAUGUUGUCUCCAUCCCCAAAACCAAUGAGAACUUCCGCCUGCUGUAUGAUACCAAGGGGAGGUUCAGACUGCACUCUCUCCGUGAUGAGGAGGCAAAGUUCAAGCUUUGCAAGGUCCGGACGAUUCAAUUUGGCCAGAAAGGUAUCCCUUACCUGAAUACUUAUGAUGGCCGGACCAUCCGCUAUCCAGACCCACUGAUUAAGCCGAACGAUACAAUUAAGCUGGACUUGGAGACCAGCAAGAUUGUUGAUUUCAUCAAGUUUGAUGUUGGAAACGUGGUCAUGGUUACCGGAGGCAGGAACAGAGGCCGAGUUGGAGUUAUCAAGAACAGGGAGAAGCAUAAGGGAAGCUUUGAGACCGUGCACAUCCAAGAUUCACAGGGCCAUGAAUUUGCCACUCGUCUGGGCAAUGUGUUCACUAUUGGGAAGGGUACCAAGCCAUGGGUGUCUCUGCCCAAGGGCAAGGGUAUCAAGCUCACUAUCAUCGAGGAGGCAAAGAGGAGGAUUGCUGCUGCUCAGGCAGCUGCUUAAGGAAUUUGGAAGUAAAACGGAUGUGUCUGCUGUUUUACAUUAUCGUAGGAUGAAUGUUUGUCCUUCAUAGCCCUUUUCAAGACUUGACAUAGUUUUGGUUUAUUUAUCAAAUUUUGAGUUGGUCUCUGAGGAAUUUUGUGAGUUGUGGCAUUUGCUUGAACAUAUUUAAGCUGGGUUGUCGUUCUUAGAAUUUCACUUGUUGGUGUAGGUCCUUCAGCCUUAUGCCAUCUUGUUUAGUCUAUUGCGUCUUUUAAAAAGUUUUGUUUUCAUGUCAAAAGGUUUCCAAUGGGGUGCAAAUGUGCUUAUUUGGAGAAUUUACUUUGAAGCAAACAUAAACCAAAC